Coccomyxa subellipsoidea C-169 is the source of this 885-nucleotide messenger RNA. Its product is annotated as yeats-domain-containing protein. Gene Ontology annotation, biological process: regulation of DNA-templated transcription. The coding region runs from base 93 to 713 and encodes 206 amino acids. The record is from RefSeq and is a predicted model, not a curated record. NCBI's taxonomy places the organism in Eukaryota, Viridiplantae, Chlorophyta, Trebouxiophyceae, Coccomyxaceae. The transcript has 6 exons.
UCAAAUUCUGUCAUGUUCACGCAGAUAUUGUUUGUCACAUCAACUCUAACCAGGAAAAAUCAGUGUUAUAAGUGCUUCUCAUAUGGACAGUGAUGGCUUCAGACACAUUCGUGGGAUCUAGAGGAGAGAGACGUUUGCGGCAUAAGGAAUUUGUUUACCCUGUUGUUGUGGGCACUUGCGCGUUCUACUUAGGCAAAAAGGCAACAGAGACACAGUCCCACAAAUGGUAUCUGUACGUCAGAGGAGUAAGUGGGGAAGAUAUCGGUCACAUCGUGAAGAAGGUGGUCUUCAACCUCCACCCAACCUUCCCAAACCCCACCCGGGAGGUUACUGUACAUCCCUUUGAGAUCGAGGAACACGGCUGGGGCGAGUUUGAACUCAAUGUCACGCUGCACUUUGCGGAUGAUGCACAGGAGCAGCCAGUGGAGAUUUACCACAAGCUCAAACUUUACUCCGAGGUAGACCCUACCAUUCAGAGCACAAAGAAGCCGGUUGUCAAUGAGCAGUACGAAGAGCUCAUCUUCAGUGAGCCUGUCGAGGCGUUUUACCAGCGAGUGUCCAAUUACACCCCUCCAGUGGCCUUCCAGCCAGUUAUCGCACCGCACUUUCGCACAUAUGAGCCUGCGGAUGAUCUCCAGAAGAUCAACCAUGCCCGGCAGAGAGUGGCGCAGCUGAUGGCCACCACGAAACGUCAGUUUGACUCACAUGCCUGAAAUGCCUUUCAAAGUCUAGAAGGAUGCUGUUGAAAUUCACGUCAUGCAGUGUGCUUCCCUUCCAAAGAAUGUAUGUUGAUCAGAGCUGGUGAUGUAGUGAGCUCAUCAGGGACAAUCAUAGCACUAGCAGCAUUCUGUGUGCGCAUGCACCGUGUUGACGAUGGUUGCAGAC